Molecule: messenger RNA, 568 nt
Organism: Cantharellus anzutake
Lineage: Eukaryota; Fungi; Basidiomycota; Agaricomycetes; Cantharellales; Hydnaceae
Exons: 2
Coding region: 30-458 (142 amino acids)
Source: RefSeq, a predicted model, not a curated record
ACGCCAUACCCACUAUCGGCUUAAUUCACAUGCCGCGCACCUCAGCCAUGCGAUUGCUUGCCUUUGCAUAUCCUAGACGUAUGUCAUAUCGGGGUUGCAGUCCGCAUUGGCUCCUGGGCUAUUUAUUUGCUUUAUGUCUACCCGCUGUGCAUCGAUCCUUGUGCCGAUUUUUCCUUAGUUUCGGGAUUAUCUUUGUCUGCACUACUGAUUGCUUCGUCCUUCAGCUAGUGGGAUUCCGGGUAUCCACUUGGUCUCUGAUGCGCAUCAGUUUUCACCUGUUUUCCGAACUUCUUGCGUGUUGCUCAUCGGCACUACGCUGCUUCUCCUUGUUGCAUUUGUAUCCGGGUCGCGCUUUGCAAUUCAGAGAAGCUUUGACACCUGUCGGGGCUGCCGUCAUGCUGCAUUGUGCGUACGUUUUCACUAGGUCCUUAAUUCCUUCAUGGUUAUUGUAUCACUGAAUUCCAGAUGGAAACAUAGCCAGUGCGCGGCGGUUAUGGUUUGAUCACAUACUACAACCAUUUAUGGCGCCCUCUGGCGUUCCCCACCGCCGGCUCUUAUUGGAGCUCCU